GUGGCGCGGGAAUGGGGAUGGAGGAGCCCCGUGUCGUGCUGCUGCUGAGCGGCAAAAGGAAAUCGGGGAAAGAUUUCGUGGCGGCGGAGAUCCAGAAGCGGUUGGGCCCCGACGUGUGCAUCGUGCUGCGCCUGUCCGCACCGCUGAAGGAGCGAUACGCGCAGGAGCACGGCCUGGAUUUCCAGCGGCUCCUGGAUGCCAGCGCCUACAAGGAGCAGUACCGGCAGGACAUGAUCCGCUGGGGCGAGGAGAAGCGCCGCGCCGACCCCGGGUUCUUCUGCCGCACCGCGGUGCAGGGCGCAGCACAGCCGGUGUGGGUGGUGAGUGACGCGCGGCGCCUCUCGGAUGUGGAAUGGUUCCGGGAUGCCUACGGGGACGCGGUGCUGACCGUGCGCGUGACGGCCACCGAGGAGACGAGGAGGAGGAGGAGUUGGGUCUUCGUGGCGGGGGUGGACGACGCCGAGUCUGAGUGCGGCCUGGACCAGGGGGUGACCUUCGAUUGGGUGAUUGCCAACGAUGGGGACGGGGCAGCCCUGGGUGCGCAGCUGGAGGCACUGCUGCAGGAGGUCCGCAGCCACCUGUAGCCACGGGAUGGGGAUGGAAAUGGUGUGGGGACCUCAUCCACCCCGGGGGCUUCACCUUUGUGGGGUCUCAUGGUGCUGGGGAAGGUAGAGACCCCCCCCCCCCCCUCUUCCGAAGGACUUCCAUCUGCAGAGGCUGCGCCUUCCUGCAGGACUGGGGCUUGCUGCUGCUCAGGGACCCUCAACCACAGCAUGGGGACGGUGCUCA
Molecule: messenger RNA, 789 nt
Organism: Lagopus leucura (white-tailed ptarmigan)
Lineage: Eukaryota; Metazoa; Chordata; Aves; Galliformes; Phasianidae
Gene: PMVK
Product: phosphomevalonate kinase
Exons: 5
Coding region: 12-584 (190 amino acids)
Biological process (GO): isopentenyl diphosphate biosynthetic process, mevalonate pathway; cholesterol biosynthetic process
Cellular component (GO): cytoplasm
Molecular function (GO): phosphomevalonate kinase activity
Source: RefSeq, a predicted model, not a curated record